AGGGUGCCGAGCUGGCAGUCACCGGUGCUCCCGGUUCCAGCUGCUGCGCUUGACCUUCGCCUCGGCCGCUGCUCUCACUCGUCAUGUUCUCCGUCCGCGUCCCGCUCGCCACCAUCACCGACCAGCAGCAGCUGCAGGUGUCGCCGCUGAAGCGACUCAGCCUGGCUGACAAGGAGAACACGCCCCCGAGCCUCAGCGGGACCCGCGUCCUGGCCAGCAAGGUGGCGAGGAGAAUCCUCCAAGACGUCGCCGAACCGGAGAGUAAAGUAUCUACUAACCCCAGCGUUGAGGAUGAGCCGUUAUUGAGAGAAAAUCCCCGCCGCUUCGUUGUCUUUCCCAUCGAAUACCAUGACAUCUGGAAGAUGUACAAAAAAGCUGAGGCCUCCUUCUGGACCGCUGAGGAGGUGGACCUUUCCAAAGAUAUUCAGCACUGGGAAGCUCUGAAACCUGAUGAGAGACAUUUUAUAUCUCAUGUUCUGGCUUUCUUUGCGGCCAGUGACGGCAUAGUCAAUGAAAACUUGGUGGAGCGAUUUAGCCAAGAAGUUCAAGUUACAGAGGCCCGCUGUUUCUAUGGCUUCCAAAUUGCCAUGGAAAACAUACAUUCUGAGAUGUACAGUCUCCUUAUUGACACUUAUAUUAAAGAUUCCAAAGAGAGGGAAUAUCUCUUCAAUGCUAUUGAAACAAUGCCUUGUGUGAAAAAGAAGGCUGACUGGGCCUUGCGUUGGAUUGGGGACAAAGAGGCUACAUAUGGAGAGCGCGUUGUGGCCUUUGCUGCCGUGGAGGGGAUCUUCUUCUCUGGUUCUUUUGCAUCAAUAUUCUGGCUCAAGAAGCGGGGACUGAUGCCCGGCCUCACCUUUUCCAAUGAGCUCAUUAGCAGAGACGAGGGUUUACACUGUGACUUUGCCUGCCUGAUGUUCAAGCACCUGGUACACAAGCCAUCGGAGCAGAGAGUACAAGAAAUAAUAACCAACGCAGUGAGGAUAGAGCAGGAGUUCCUCACGGAGGCCUUGCCUGUGAAGCUCAUCGGGAUGAACUGCACUCUGAUGAAGCAGUAUAUCGAAUUCGUGGCAGACAGGCUUAUGCUAGAGCUGGGGUUCAACAAGAUUUUCAAAGUAGAAAAUCCAUUUGACUUCAUGGAAAACAUUUCACUAGAAGGAAAGACAAACUUCUUUGAGAAGCGAGUGGGGGAAUAUCAGAGGAUGGGGGUGAUGUCGAAUUCAACAGAGAAUUCUUUUACCUUGGAUGCGGACUUCUAAGUAAGCGGACUGCUCUUUGCUGAUUGUUUUUCUCCCCUUGUCAAAACAGCAAAAAACAAAUCAACUGGCUACACCAUGAAUUGUCAUUAAAUUUGUUAACCAGUCUAAAAACUGUGUAGCUACCUCAGUCGUCGGUGUUUUUUUUUUUUUUUUUUUUUUUUUUUUUUUUUUUUUUUUGCUAGUUGUCUCUUGACGAAGAAAGGAUGUUUAAAACAAAAGGUGCUUGGAUUUUUAGGGGAGAUCCUGGCCUUGGCUUUUUCGAGUAGUGUGGUCACCUUUGGCCUCAAAGCACCAACAAACAUCCAAAGAUGUCAGCCUCAUUCACCACUGCCUGCGGACUCUCCAGCGUUUACUUAAAACAAGUUUGUAAAUAAAACUGGCACUUUGUACACAAACAUAGUACUGUCGAGGGGAAGAGACCAAACACCGUGUUCUGUUCACCACUGAUGGCAGCUAAUGAAAAUGCAAGUGACUCAGAAGUUAGUGUUAGCAUAUCAUUUCCAAGCUGUGUUCUUCAGUGAAUUGAAAUGCUUCUUCAGCAGCUUUGAGGUCAGUCCUGUGCAAUCUAGGCAUUAGCCCGCUGGUUCCUGUCAUUCAUGUACAAAGUGUGUGUGACCCCAUAGAUCAGGGUAUCUCCUGCUUCAUAGAACCUCCGGCUGGAAACAGGUGUGAUUUGGGACACUUGCUGGUUGGCCCAGGCCCAGUCUCCCAUUUGUCUGAAAAGCAGUAUCGUCCCCCCCUCCCCCCAAGUUGUACUUUGCCCCAUUUCUAGUUAGUGCAGAGUCUUGAAAGGGCUUUGUUGAUAGGGUUUUCAAUAGUGGCCCAUAUACAGUCUUGAUUUUUGUCAGUGGUAAAGCCAGGGCUGAAGUCUGCUCCUAAAAGAAUCGGGAUAUUUCUGAUUGUGUGAACAGGUACGACUGAAAUUUGAUCCACUAAUUUUACAUGCCUUUUAUUGGGUUUUACCUGGUUUAUUAUGUUUUAAUUGUUCAGUAUUAUCUUGAAGUUUGCAAAUGUUAAAAUAGUACUGUAAAUUCUGAUAUUUGCCUAAAUUUUCUAUUUUUUUUUUUUUUUUUUAAAGACAGGGUCUUAAUUAUAUAACUGACUAGUCUUAGAACUUGUUGUGUAGACCAGACUCUCAAACUUGCCUGUCUCCCAAAUACUGGGAUUAAGGUUUGUGCCACCAUGCCUGGUUUUACCUGGUGCCUGGUAAAUUCCUAAACACCAGAAAUCAGUACUGUCUAGUACUGUAUGGGCUAUUAAUGUGUAUUCCAUUCACAUUCUUGUCAGACCAGUAGAUACAACUAACAGCUAGAGCAAAAUAACUGCUUGUGUAUGCAUUAAUCUGUUUGUGUUUAGGAAACAAAAUUCAGAAUUCCUCUAAGUUUGAGGCCAGUUGGGGGUACAUAAUGGAACUGUCUUAAAAACCAAUACAAAAGUAAGCAUGUCCCAUUGGUCUCUAACCUCCUUGUUAACUGAUGCUAUUGUGUACCAGCUAUUUAACCCCUGAUUCGUUUUAUUGUAUACAUACCUCUGUAAUAUGAGACUCUUUGUACCUAUUAAAUUAUUGUUACCUAAAAUUAAUAAACUCAAUUGCAUGGCA
Messenger RNA from Cricetulus griseus (Chinese hamster), 2856 nucleotides. Lineage: Eukaryota; Metazoa; Chordata; Mammalia; Rodentia; Cricetidae. The record is from RefSeq and is a predicted model, not a curated record.